This is a messenger RNA of Oncorhynchus gorbuscha (pink salmon), 3406 nucleotides long. RefSeq names its product solute carrier family 49 member 4-like. The coding region runs from base 154 to 1560 and encodes 468 amino acids. The transcript has 9 exons. NCBI's taxonomy places the organism in Eukaryota, Metazoa, Chordata, Actinopteri, Salmoniformes, Salmonidae. Gene Ontology annotation, cellular component: intracellular membrane-bounded organelle; membrane. Gene Ontology annotation, biological process: transmembrane transport. The record is from RefSeq and is a predicted model, not a curated record. Gene Ontology annotation, molecular function: transmembrane transporter activity.
UGAAGUAGCAAUGACAUCGAUUGUUGUUGUUUCUCUGGGCAACUGAUAUUGAAGUUAGAUACCGGUACAUUUGUUGCCAUUGCGUAAUCGAAUAUUGGACAUAGCGCGCGGACUAAAUCGCUGCUGAACGAACGCUACAUUGUAUCAAAUGCGAUGGGUGCUGCAUCGAGCACAGAGGGUGAAAGGGAACCUCUUCUUGUUCCUCCUGACAGCGAGACGAGCAUUCAGCCAGUUUACAGCCAAGUCUACGGGAGAAGAUGGCUGGUUCUGACUCUGUUUUCCUUGUUGGCGUUCAUGCAAGGGGUAGUAUGGAACACCUGGGGCCCAAUUCAGAACUCUGCCAUGCAUGCGUACGAUUUCAACAAAUCUGACAUCGCCGUGCUUGUUCUUUGGGGGCCAGUGGGGUUCGUGCCUUGGCUGCUAUUUAUAUGGCUAAUGGACAAAAAGGGUCUGCGGGUGUCUCUUCUACUGUCAGCCUUCUUCAUGGUGAUUGGGGCAGCGCUGCGAAGUGUCCCUGUACCAGAGCAACAUCUAAGACGAUGGUUAAUACACGCCGGUCAGCUGCUGAAUGGUUUGGGUGGUCCAACCAUAAUGAGUGCCGGCCCCCUCCUCUCCACCACAUGGUUCGCUCCGGACCAACGAGCCACAGCCACCGCUGUCGCCUCAUUGGUGAGCUACCUGGGGGCGGCGUGCUCCUUCAUUGUCGGUCCACUGCUUGUGCCCGCCCCCAACGACACCACACGUGCCAUGGUGAACCGAGCCGACGUUUCGACAGACACCCAGAUGAACCACAUACGAGACAGAAUCCAACUGGUUUUGUAUGCAGAGUUUGGUGUGGUGGCGAUGCUGUUUGCUGCGGUGCUGCUCUACUUCCCAUCCCGACCCCCCAUGCCUCCCAGUGUGGCUGCUGCCAGCCAGAGACUCAGCUACAGGAGCAGCAUCUGCAAACUACUCAGUAACUUCCGGUUCCUGAUGAUAGCAUUGGCCUAUGCGGUGCCUACAGGGGUGGUGGCAGGCUGGUCAGGAGUUCUGGACAUGAUCCUCACCCCUGCCAGAGUCAGCCAGGUGGAUGCUGGCUGGAUCGGGUUCUGGUCCAUUGUGGGUGGCUGUGUGUUUGGAGUGGCCAUGGCCAGGUUUGCAGAUUCUAUCCGGGGCAUGCUGAAGCUCAUCCUGGUCCUGAUGAUGGCUGGUGCUUCCCUGGCCUCCACCUGGUUCACAUUAACCUGCCUGACCAGGCUCACACACCUACCCUCCACUGCAGCUACUCUUUACACCUCCUGUAUCCUGGUGGGCAUCUUCAUCAACAGUAGUGUGCCCAUCUUCUUUGAGCUCUUCAUCGAGACCGUGUACCCCGUGCCAGAGGGCAUCACCUGUGGCGUGGUCACCUUCCUCGGUAACCUGGUCACCGGCUGCCUCCUCUUCUUCCUCACCUUCUACAGCACAGAGUUGUCGUGGCUAAACUGGUGUUUGACGGGCUCCUGUGCCUUCAGCCUCGUCCUCAUCCUCUUCUUCAGGGAAUCCUACGACCGCCUCUACCUAGACGUCUUUGUCUCAGUCUGACACACACAAAAAGACUGGAACAAGAGGAGAACAAAGACAGGAACAUUUGAAACGCACUGCACAAAGAAGAAGAGGAAGAAAAAUGGAUUUCAGAAGUGCAACCUUGCGCUCUUUUACGUUUUAAGUAUAGCUGUAGGUGUAAUCUUGUAAUAUGACGGUGGUCGGUGAUUCAUUGUGAUUUCCUUGUAGCCAAUGAGAAGCGCCAGCCAAGGGCCUCAGACAAUUAGUCAUUAAUGUUAAGUCUUUAUAACUGUCGGUUUGGCCAGUUGGUCCUCUGACGCAGCAUUGUCUUGUCUUUUUUAUAAUGUAAACUACAGUGGGACCUGGUCAUGGUAUGAUGAGGGACUGUUGUUGUCUAAAGAUGCACCCUGUGGCAGGUGGUUUCCCUGUGGCCUGUUGGUCCUCUGAUCUUAAUGAGAGAAGAGAGGCCUGAUUGGCUGAGUAGCUCUAGCAGCCAAUCAGCAAGCCCCACCAGUCUGUGCUAACAAGGGACCGUAUAGCAUUUUAGUGUCACUCAUAACUGCUGGUUAUGAAUUGCACGGGGCUAAAACUAUCAAACUAAGCUGUUCUGUAGAAUUACCUGUGAUAUUACAUGUCUUUUAAUAGUGACAAAUGGUCACCUUUUUUUACUAUAUCCCCCUCUCUCAAGACUUAUGCAAGACAUUUUUUCUCCCUAUGGGAUUGAAUUGAUUGCAGGCCGUGCAGGUUCCUGCCAGUGUAGUCGACUAUGAUUGGACACCACCCUGGUGCACGCCAGUGUCUUGAGAUUUGAUUGGAUGAGCCGCAGAGACCGCCUUGCUCUGCAUGCAAAGUCACUGCUUUAAACUCUCCUCUCUGUGUGUGUCGAGGCUCUGCUGCGCGGGUCUCAUGGUGUUCCCACACAGUCCGUUUUAAUGAGCCGUUCAGAAUAUGGACGUUGGAAGUAGUAGUUUCCUCGUGUCAUUCUGACCUUUCAGCUGACAACAGGAGUCAGAUAUUUUUGUUUUGAGUUGGUUAAUAUGCAGACGAACAUUUCAGAAUUGUCAAAUGUUUUUUGUUGUUGCUGUUUACAGUUUGUUAAUACUAUAUAGGAGAUUUUUGAAUUUUGAACUAAACUUGUUUCAGUGAGAAAGGCAUGUUUUUUAAAAUGGUUUUAACAUGAAAUAUUUCUCAGUAGAAAUGUCCAUUAUUAUUACAGAUGUAUUUACUGAGGGAUCAGAACACUAACACAGUAGAUGCAGAGACAAAUACAAAGACUGUCAUGAAAUAUGUGAAUACCGCUGUUGCACAGCUGAGACUGUGGCUGAUUCUGUGGAAACCACAAACUGUUAAGUCACCAUGAAGCUGCUCUACAUCUAACGCAUAGCGUUCACCAGCAGUAGUCACUGUGGUGAGGACACUGACAAAAAGAGGCAGGUAGUGGUUCGGUAAGCACCUCCUUGCCUGGACGGUCAGGGUUGGACUUGGAGGAGAUGCUUACUUUCCCACGGAGAAAUAACACAUAUUGAACUGAUGUUUAAUAUGAAAAAGAGAGGGAACGGGAAAGAACCACCUUUGUCCAGAUUGUGGAGUGACUGGUCCUGAAAGGCACUAAUCUACAAGGGACUUGAACUGGGCAUUUAUUUUUUCAACAUGCCCCCUGCCCGUGCACAAGUGGGGGGUACUCCCCAAAACCACUCACCAACUCCCAUUACUCGGCUGUGCCACAGAAAAUGUUUUUCCUGGGUGAUAAGGUAUAUAGUAUGUACAGUUGAAGUCAGAGGUUUACACCUUAGCCAAAUACAUUUAAACUCAUUUUUCCACAAUUCCUAACAUUUAAUCCUAGUAAAAAUUCCCUGUUUUAGGUCAGUUAGGAUCAUCACUUUAU